Messenger RNA from Parasteatoda tepidariorum (common house spider), 1223 nucleotides. Its product is annotated as replication factor C subunit 4. Lineage: Eukaryota; Metazoa; Arthropoda; Arachnida; Araneae; Theridiidae. Gene Ontology annotation, biological process: DNA repair; DNA-templated DNA replication. The record is from RefSeq and is a predicted model, not a curated record. Gene Ontology annotation, molecular function: ATP hydrolysis activity; ATP binding; DNA clamp loader activity. Gene Ontology annotation, cellular component: DNA replication factor C complex; nucleus.
UUGUUAAAAAGUAAAUAAAUAUUUUGGCGGUUUGUUUUUAAUUCAAGGUUGGAUAUUUAAAAUGGAAGCUUUCUUGAAAGGUUACAAACCUGGAUCAAUUAAGGUGAAACCAAGCACAUCUAAAGAUGAUGAAAGUGCAUCCACAUCUAAGAAAACAAAAAGACCUACUCCUUGGGUGGAAAAAUAUCGUCCAAAAUGCAUGAACGAGGUUGUUUAUCAAGAUGAAGUAGUUGCAGUUUUAAAAAAGAGCUUAGCCAAUCCUGAUCUUCCUAAUCUGCUGUUCUAUGGCCCCCCUGGUACUGGAAAAACUUCAACUAUACUGGCUCUGUCUAGAGAAAUAUUUGGUGACAUGUUUAAGACUAGGAUAUUGGAACUUAAUGCUUCAGAUGAGCGUGGUAUACAAGUUAUUCGAGAUAAAGUAAAAACAUUUGCUCAGCAAACUGCUAGUGCAACUCGACCCGAUGGUCGACCUUGUCCACCUUUUAAAAUUGUAAUAUUGGAUGAAGCAGAUUCAAUGACAAAUGCUGCACAGUCUGCUCUUCGAAGAACUAUGGAGAAAGCCAGUAAAUCCACUCGAUUCUGUCUAAUAUGUAACUAUAUUAGUAGAAUCAUUGAUCCUCUCACAUCCAGAUGUUCCAAAUUUCGAUUCAAGCCAUUAUCUAAAGAGACUUUAUCUCAGCGUCUAAACUACAUUACCACUGAAGAGAAUGUAAAGUUGGAAGAAAAGGUGAUUGAUUCCAUUAUUGAAUAUUCUGAAGGAGAUCUGAGGAAGGCCAUUACACUAUUGCAAAGCGCUCAUCGUUUAAAAGGAGAGGAUGGAAUAACAGCCACCGAUGUUGCUGAUAUCAGUGGAAUUGUUCCCAACAAAUGGCUUAAAGAUUUGAUGAAAGUUUGUCAAUCUGAUAGUUACGAAAAGCUAGAAAAUUUUGUCUGCACACUAUCUCAUGAAGGAUAUACUGCUGGUCAACUCAUAAAUCAACUUCACGAUGAAAUAGUAUUUAAUGACACAUUAAAUGAUAAACAGAAAUCUGCUAUAUGUGAAAAAUUAGCUAUUUGUGAUAAACGCUUACUCGAUGGUGCAGAUGAAUUUUUGCAAUUGAUGGAUUUGUGCUGUACUAUAAUGCAACAAAUUUGCCAUACAGUGGAUUGAAAUUGUUCUUUUAUACUCAUUGAAUUGUACAUUAUGUCAUGUUUAUUUUGUAAUAAAAUUUUCAAAAGUUUCA